This is a messenger RNA of Limulus polyphemus (Atlantic horseshoe crab), 309 nucleotides long. RefSeq names its product limulin-like. The record is from RefSeq and is a predicted model, not a curated record. Lineage: Eukaryota; Metazoa; Arthropoda; Merostomata; Xiphosura; Limulidae. The transcript has a single exon. Bases 1 to 309 code for a protein of 102 amino acids.
AUGACAUUGCGACAAGGCCACGUGGCAACAAAAGUCCGUUUCUUUCAUUCUGACUCGAGCAUUCCACGUCUUGCUAUGAUAGGUACUCUGCCUACAGUUCGAGACUUGACCUUAGCCUACUGGGUGAAGUUGUACCAGUUUGAUGAAUAUUCAAACUCUAUCUUCUCUUACGCUCAUCCGAAUGAAGACAACGAAUUAUAUACAUGGAUUCAACUGAAGGACAAAAUUCCGCAUGUAGGGAUUCAUAUUCAUUCCGGAGAGGGUCAUUAUGUUAAUAUACCUUGUCUAGAGUUUGAUUUAAAAAAAUGA